AUGGCCGCUAGCCACCCUGAAGAUGCACCCUCCUUGCCAUACCAUGAGCCUGGGAUAGUGACCAUUCUUAUCCAGACUUCAUUUCUGCUGCUGCUUAACGUCAUUAAUGCCGCACUUGAUCGACUUCUUUACUGCGGUCUUUUAGGACAGGUUUUAGUCGGCAUUGCCUGGGGUACGCCUGGCGCAAAAUGGCUGUCUACUAAUAUGGAAGAAACGAUUGUGCAAUUGGGAUAUCUUGGCCUAAUACUGCUUGUUUAUGAAGGAAUCAAUCAUGUCAAUCGAUUGAUUGUUGCGGAGUCUGGCUUACACACUUCAUUCCAAUCUCUGCGAGCCAAUCUGCUCCUCUCUUCUGGUGUCGCCUUUACAGGAAUCGCUAUUCCUGUGGGGCUUUCAUACACUCUCCAAGGGUUACUCAAUGCCACGCCAGUGCAGGCAUUUGCUGCAGGAGCUGCGCUAUGCUCAACGAGUCUUGGUACUACCUUCACGGUACUUGGAUCGAGUGGUCUAUCAUCCUCCCGACUAGGUGUUGUCUUAACAAGUGCAGCCAUGAUGGACGACGUCGUGGGACUGGUCAUGGUCCAGGUAAUCUCCAACCUUGGAGGCGAAAGUUUCAAUUGGGUUGUCAUUGGACGACCAAUUCUUGUCUCUAUUGCAUUUGCUAUUUUUGUACCUGUGUUAUGUCUCCUCGCUCUAAAGCCGACUACAUUACUUCUUAAUCGCUAUCGAGAAGCUCAUCCUAUGGCUUGGUUCGAUAACUUUUUGUGUAAAGCUCAAACAGCUUUCGUACUCCACACUGCACUCUUAGUUGGCCUAGUCGCCGGUGCGACAUACGCUGGGACGUCGAAUCUCUUCGCUGCCUACAUCGCUGGAGCUACCAUUAGUUGGUGGGAUUCCGAACUGCCCCAUCCCAACAUUGACAGGACCAUCUCCAGUGGGCCAGUCGUACAUCGCAAGAAGAAAACCCCGCCUGCUGGAACUUCCGAGAUUUCGUCAAAUAAACCGUCUGGCUCCGGCGACAUGCAAAACAGGCGUGCUACAUCUAGCACUGAAACUACAGUAGAAGCCAGCGAUGCUUCGAGGACAUCCAAUGAGGACCAAGACACGUCUGGACGCGCCAUCUACCAACGAUACUAUCACCACGCUGUCGCAAAGAUCUUACAACCGCUGUUCUUUGCAUCUGUUGGCUUCUCUAUCCCGAUUACCCGCAUGUUCAGAGGAGCUAUUGUAUGGAAAGGCAUAGUAUACACUAUGCUAAUGGUCCUUGCAAAACUUGUUUGCGGGCUCUGGCUCGUCAGAUUUUCAAUCGGCUCCGGCAACGGUAAGCUCAACCGUGUGAUGAAGAGUUUGAAGCUGCCUUCUAUUCCACAUUUUUGGGGCCAUAGUAGUCCGGGACCAGCUCAAACACGCCCGGGCAACUCGACAGAGAUGUCCUCUUCGAAUACGUCGAAUCACGAAACGCGUAGUUGUCCUAACCCGCCAAAACCUUUUUCUCUUCACCCUCCGCUUAUUCUUGCACUUGCGAUGUGCGCUCGAGGAGAGAUAGGUUUUCUAAUUUCUGGUGUGGCCGAGUCUAACGGAAUAUUUCUUUCGGCAAAUGACGCUUCACCAGACUCAUCGGAUAUUUUCCUGGUGGUAACAUGGGCCAUUGUUCUAUGUACUAUUAUCGGUCCACUAGGCGUUGGUCUAUCGGUCCGAAGGGUAAAAACUCUUCAGAAGAGGAGGGAUAUACAGCAAGAAGGCACUGGAAAAGAUGUACUUGGCGUUUGGGGUGUAGAGUAA
This is a messenger RNA of Pyrenophora tritici-repentis Pt-1C-BFP, 1779 nucleotides long. Its product is annotated as Na+-H+ exchanger family protein. The record is from RefSeq and is a predicted model, not a curated record. NCBI's taxonomy places the organism in Eukaryota, Fungi, Ascomycota, Dothideomycetes, Pleosporales, Pleosporaceae.